AUGACCAGUGUAUUAAAAGAUAAUGGAGGCGGUGGACAGCCAUUACUAUUAUUACCCACAGGCGAGCAACAGAUUGUUGUUGCUUGUCGUAUUCGACCAAUGACAGAAGAAGAAAUUCUGCAAGGUGGUACCAUCAUUGCACAUAAAGUAGCCGAUGAUAAUAUGGUUGUUCUGCUUGAUCCUGAAGAAGAUCAUGAUGAUGUUUUACGUGCUAAUAGAUCUCGUGAACGAAAAUACGUUUUUGAUGUUGUAUCCGAUGCUCGUGCUGAUCAACAAGAAGUUUAUUCAUCAACAGCUAAAAUGCUUUUGGGUAGUGUUCUAGAAGGUUACAAUGCAACCGUAUUUGCUUAUGGAGCUACUGGGGCUGGAAAAACUUAUACUAUGUUGGGUACAGAAAAUAAUCCAGGUGUUAUGUAUCGUACAUUACAUGAUUUAUUUGUUGAAAUAAAAAAAUUUACUGGUAAACGUGAAUAUCAAGUCUCAAUGUCUUAUUUAGAAAUCUAUAAUGAAUUAAUACGUGAUUUACUUGCGACAUCUUCGUCUUCUUCUUCGUCAUUUCUUGAAUUACGUGAAGAUGCAAAAGGUACAAUACAAGUUGCAGGUCUCAGUGAAGUUGUUGCUAAAACUCCUGAAGAAGUUAUGGAAAUGUUACAUAAAGGAAAUCGUGCUCGUACACAAGAACCAACUAAAGCGAAUAAAACAUCAUCACGAUCACAUGCAGUUUUACAAGUUAAUAUUAAACAACGUGAUGUAACUAGAUCACAUACAGAACAAGUUCGAUUCGCGAAACUUUAUAUGAUUGAUUUAGCUGGAUCAGAACGAGCAGCACAAACACAAAAUACAGGGCGUCGAAUGAUGGAAGGUGCUCACAUCAAUCGAUCAUUGCUCGCUUUGGGAAAUUGUAUAAAUGCUCUAAGUGAAAAGGGCACUACAAAAUAUGUUAAUUAUCGUGAUAGCAAAUUAACACGAAUAUUAAAAGAUUCUCUUGGAGGCAAUUCUCGUACAGUUAUGAUUGCACAUAUUUCACCAGCAUCUGUACAUUUUGAAGAAUCUCGAAAUACACUUAAUUAUGCUGAUCGAGCAAAAUAUAUUAAAACAAAAAUUCGCCGAAAUGUGAUCGACGUAUCCUAUCAUAUAGCACAAUAUCAACAGAUAAUACAAGACUUACGUAAUCAAGUUCAAUUGUUACGUGAUCAACGAGAUGAACUUGAAAUACGUCUAGCAGCAACAAAUGAAGCUCGAUUCAGUAGACUCAGUGAUAAUAACACAACGGAACGUCUUCGUAUUGAAGAAGGCUUAAAGUUGAAAGAAAAUAUUCUACAAGUGUAUCGUAAACAAAUUGAUGCUCGCCGAGCAUUAUUGGAAAUAGAUACUGGACUCAUGGAUGUUGUUCAUGAAUGUACACGAAAUGAAUCAGUUAUUGAACAUCAUGAAUCAAAUAAAGAAAAUAGUCCACGUAAUAGUAAAAAAUCAUCUGAAGAAAUGGCUGCUGAUGCUGCUACAUCGGAUACUGCUGUACAACGAGCACGAGCUGAAUUGCGUGUACUUGAACAAGAACGUUCAAAAUUAGACAAACAACGUAAAGCACAAUUAAAAGAUUUCGAAGCGUCAAAAGGUGAUGCACGUCGACUACUGGAAAAAGUAAGAAAAAAAAUGAGUACUACCGAACAACGUGAAUUAUUGAGAUUAUUAACACAAAAUUUCGAAUAUGAAAUGAAAACUAUUGAAUUACAAGCUGAUAUAUUUUCUCGAGAUUAUUCGAUUAAGCACAAAGAUUUACAAUUGUUACGUAUGUCACAACAUCGUAGUUUAUGUGAUACAAUAAUUUAUCAACAACGUAAAAUUAUUCAAGACAGUAAAGUGUUGAUUCCAUAUGAUCUUGGAGAACUUUAUCGGUUAUAUUCCCGAGACGUUGAUGAAGGUCUACUGAUGCAUGAUCUUAAAGUUCAUUCACCACAUUCAAUAAACGGUAGUAAUAAUUCUAAUAAAUUGACUGUACCAACAACAUUACCAUUUCUAUCACAAAUUGCCGAAGAAGAUUUAACAAGCGCUUCAACAUCAGUAACCAGUUUUCAUUUACCAACUAAUGUUUCUUCUCGGCGUCCUAAUCCAACAACAUUGUUUCCACAUCGUACAUUAUCCGAUCAGGACUUGUUUACACAUGUUAAUGAUUUUACAAAUAAUCAAAAUGAAGUAGGACAAUACUUGUCGUCUAUUACAACGAAUAAGCCAAUAUCAUAUGCGCAUUUUAAUUUCGAUCAAUCACCAAAACAAUUAACGAAAGGAAAUUCAAUGGUUAGUAUGAGUUCUGAAAGUGUUGAUGUACCAUUAUAUAAUGGUGAUGCAACGAAUAAUAAUGCAACACGUCGUAAAGUUCAUACAACUUCACCGCCCAAUGAUUCAGCUGCUGAAGCAUCUCCAUCAUUAUUUAAAAAUAGUAAUGUUAGAAAUAAAGUUAGACUAAGAAAACAAACACAAAAUAUUGCUGCACGUGCUGCACAACGAAGAGCAAAUCUUCAUCAUAAAGAGUUAAUGGAAGAUAUGGACCCAGCUUUUCCUGCUGAACCUGUUGUAUCCAAAGAAAGCAAUGCUAGCGCAUUUGGUCUUGAAAUUACCGGUGUUAAACCGAAAAAAACAGUGACAAUUUAUGAUCCAACAGUGUCUUCAUAUCGAGAUGAAUUACGUCGCACGAAUUCGGAUUCACCUGAUCUUAUUAAAAAUCAAACGACAACGAAUGAGUCGUCCAAUUCAACAUCGUAUAAUCGUACGGCAAAGAAUAUGAAUAAAAAACGAUCGAUUUCUCAUGGUUCAACAACAAAUAAUCGUUCAAAUAUGCCAAUGGCUAAUACUGUCGUACCACGAUAA
This is a messenger RNA of Rotaria socialis, 2865 nucleotides long. Lineage: Eukaryota; Metazoa; Rotifera; Eurotatoria; Philodinida; Philodinidae. The record is from the annotation of a GenBank genome assembly.